AAAUUCUAAUUAGAGAUGCAGGAAUCAAUGAUAGGGAGGUUGGGCAGCUCAGUUCCCCAGUGCCAGCCCAAUAGACGGAUGAGUUAUUGUCAUGUAAAAAGCGCCAGCAAUAAGACCAACCGCUUUGCUAUUGUCCAAGUGGAAAGAGCCAAGUUUAUUAUGAGGACUAUAUGCUCUAGAGACCUCAGACAAGGCAUCUCAUAGGAGGCUUUUUCAUAAAACUAGGCUCUGCUGGUAGUAAGGAGGCCAGUUUGGAGGCAGGCGUUGAGCUGUGCACAUCUCCCCACUCCAGCCACCUUCUCCAUACCCAUCUUUUAUUUCAUUUUUCCACUUGGCUGAGCCAUCCAGAGCCUUUUCAAUGUAUAAAAUGGAAUAUUCUUACCUCAAUUCCUCUGCCUACGAGUCCUGUAUGGCUGGGAUGGACACCUCGAGCCUGGCUUCAGCCUAUGCAGACUUCAGUUCCUGCAGCCAGGCCAGUGGCUUCCAGUAUAACCCGAUAAGGACCACUUUUGGGGCCACGUCCGGCUGCCCGUCCCUCACGCCGGGAUCCUGCAGCCUCGGCACCCUCAGGGACCACCAGAGCAGUCCGUACGCCGCAGUUCCCUACAAACUCUUCACCGACCACGGUGGCCUCAACGAGAAGCGCAAGCAGCGGCGCAUCCGCACCACCUUCACCAGCGCGCAGCUCAAAGAGCUGGAGAGGGUCUUCGCCGAGACGCACUACCCCGACAUCUACACCCGUGAGGAGCUGGCCCUGAAGAUCGACCUCACCGAGGCGCGGGUCCAGGUGUGGUUCCAGAACCGCCGCGCCAAGUUCCGCAAGCAGGAGCGCGCUGCAGCGGCGGCGGCGGCCGCGGCCAAGAACGGGUCCUCGGGGAAGAAGUCCGACUCGUCCCGGGACGACGAGAGCAAGGAGGCCAAGAGCACCGACCCGGACAGCACGGGCGGGCCCGGCCCCAACCCCAACCCCGCUCCCAGCUGCGGGGCGAGCGGCGGCGGCGGCGGCGGGCCCAGCCCGGCGGGAGCCCCGGGGGCGGCGGGGCCCGGGGGCCCGGGCGGCGAGCCCGGCAAGGGCGGCGCGGCGGCGGCGGCUGCGGCGGCGGCGGCGGCUGCGGCGGCGGCGGCGGCGGCUGCGGCGGGAGGCCUGGCGGCGGCGGGGGGCCCCGGACAGGGCUGGGCCCCGGGCCCCGGCCCCAUCACCUCCAUCCCGGAUUCGCUCGGGGGCCCCUUCGCCAGCGUCCUAUCCUCGCUCCAAAGACCCAACGGUGCCAAAGCCGCCUUAGUGAAGAGCAGUAUGUUCUGAUGGGAUCCGGCGGCGGCGGCGGCGGCGG
Molecule: messenger RNA, 1331 nt
Organism: Canis lupus familiaris (dog)
Lineage: Eukaryota; Metazoa; Chordata; Mammalia; Carnivora; Canidae
Gene: PHOX2B
Product: paired like homeobox 2B
Exons: 3
Coding region: 359-1303 (314 amino acids)
Biological process (GO): regulation of transcription by RNA polymerase II
Molecular function (GO): DNA-binding transcription factor activity, RNA polymerase II-specific; RNA polymerase II transcription regulatory region sequence-specific DNA binding
Source: RefSeq, a predicted model, not a curated record